Messenger RNA from Prunus mume (Japanese apricot), 4917 nucleotides. Lineage: Eukaryota; Viridiplantae; Streptophyta; Magnoliopsida; Rosales; Rosaceae. The record is from RefSeq and is a predicted model, not a curated record.
UGGGGUACUCAAACUUAAGACUUCUAGUGUAGGAAUAAAUUAUUACUCAACUGAAGGUCAUUACUUAAUACCUUAUACUGAGGAGAAAUUUAAAAUGACUAAUAGCUUGAUUAAGGCCCCGAGUCUUAGUUUGAAAGAUCAAAAUAUUACUCUGAUGCCAAUGUUUUCCGACAGAUGGUAAAGAACCCUUAUCUACACCUCUCUACACCUCUCUCUCUGUUCGCAUUACUUAUCUCUCUCUCUCUCUCUGCAUCUCUUUUCUGAGGCUGCUAGCUUUGCUUCUUGCUGAUCUUGCGGUGGUUGUCUUAUCAAUUCUCUGGCUUUGUAACAUUAAGCUAAAGCUGCUGCCUUGCUUCGUUUUCAUUUUCAUAAUUGCUUUGUUCAGUGUUUACAGCAGAAGCAGCAGAUUUCCAAUGGCGUUGAGCACCCAAAGAGCCUCUGCUUUUUAUCCUUCAGCAGAUCGGUCGGCUCCUCCUCAAUGGAACUACGAUGUGUUUUUGAGUUUCAGGGGGUUAGACACUCGAAAUAGCUUUUUAUCCCAUUUAUACCACGAAUUGCAGCACAGGGGCAUUAAAACAUUCAAGGAUGAUCCGAAGCUUGAAAGAGGGAUAACUAUUUCUUCUGAGCUCUUCAAAGCAAUCCAAGAAUCAAGGCUUGCAAUCGUUGUUAUCUCGCCAAACUAUGCUUCUUCUUCCUGGUGCUUGGAUGAACUUACAAAGAUUCUCCAAUGCAUGAAAUCCAACGGCACAGUUCUGCCUGUGUUUUUUAAUGUGGAUCCCUCCGAUGUGCGAAAACAAAGUGGCAGUUUUGCCGACGCCUUCGCUGAGCAUGAGAAAAGGUUUAGGGAAGACAUAGAAAAGGUGACGCGCUGGAAGGCUGCUUUAACAGAAGUUGCCAAUUUAUCUGGGUUGGAUUCGAAGAAUGAGUGUGAAAGAAAGCUCAUUGAAAAGAUUGUUGAAUGGGUGUGGGGGAAAGUGCAUCACACAUUGAGAUUGUUAGAUUCCACAGAGUUAGUGGGAAUUAAAUUUACACGUGAGCAAAUGGAUUUGCUUGUAGCUCCUACGGAUGAUGUUCGUUUUAUAGGGAUAUGGGGGAUGGGCGGCAUCGGUAAGACAACCAUUGCUAAGCUAGUUCAUGAUAGCAUUUCUAUUCAUUUUGAAGUUAGUUGCUUUCUUGCUAAUGUUAGAGAGGCUUCUGAAGGUAAUCGUCUUGUUGAUCUACAAAGACAGCUGCUUUUCCCUAUCUUGAAGGAACAAAUUACUCAAGUUUUGAAUGAAGACUGGGGGACCCAUUUCAUUAAGAAUUGCUUAUGUAAUAAAAAGGUCCUUCUCAUUCUUGAUGAUGUGAAUGCAUCAAGCCAAUUAGAGAAAUUUGCUAAGGAAAAGGAUUGGUUUGGUAAGGGGAGUAUAAUCAUCAUUACAACUAGAGAUGAACGGUUGGUUAAAAAGCAUGAUAUGAAGAUAUCAUAUAAGGUAAAGGGAUUAGGUGAUGAUGAGGCGCUCGAGCUCUUUAGUCUGAACGCCUUUAAAAAAUUUGAGCCUGAGGAAGGUUUUUUGGAAUUGUGCAAGUGCUUUGUAAAUUAUGCUGGAGGCCUUCCAUUAGCUCUUAAAAUUUUGGGAUGCUCUGUGUAUAAGAGAGAUCGAGAUGAAUGGAAAAUUGAAUUGGAUAAGCUACGGAAAAUUCCUGAGAUAGAAAUUUUCGAUUUGCUCAAAAUUAGUUUUGAUAGACUAGAUGAGAUGAACAAGAAUAUAUUUCUCGAUGUUGCAUUUUUCCUUAAGGGGAAGGACAAGAAGAAAGUAAUUGAAAUACUAGACAGUUGUGACCGUUGUGGUGGGAUAAAUGCUCUCGUUGAGAAGUCGCUCUUAACUAUUGAUAUUUCAAACAACGUUAACAUUGUUGGGAUGCAUGAUUUGAUACAAGAAAUGGCAUUUGAAAUUGUUCGUCAAGAGUCUCCUGAAGAGCCUAGUGGACGUAGUCGAUUGUGUCAUCGUAAUGACAUCAUUCAUGUAUUGAUAAACAAUACGGCAACUAACAAAAUUCAAGGCAUUGCCUUAAGAAUGGCAGAACUUGAAAAGGCGGAUUGGAAUUGUGAAGCAUUUUCUAAGAUGAUUAACCUAAAAUUUCUUGAAGUUGAUAAUGUGAUCAUUUCCUCAAUUCCCAGAAUUCUUCCUAAUUGCUUAAGAAUUCUGAAAUGGAAUUGGUAUUCUUCCAAAUAUCUCCCAUCAAAUUUUCAACCGAAUAAACUUGUUACACUUGAGAUGCAGGAUAGCAAACUAGUUCGGCUCUGGGAUGAAAGAAUUGACUUGCCCAAUUUGAAAACCAUGAACCUUUGUGGCUCUCGAAACUUGGCAAGAACCCCAAUUUUCACUGGCAUUCCAAAACUCCAGGAGUUGAAUCUUGAACGGUGUGAGAAUCUAGUUGAGAUUCACCCCUCCGUUGCAAAUCUCAAAUGGCUUACAAUUUUAACACUAGACGGAUGCAAAAGUGUUAAGAGUCUUCCAAGUGAGGUAGAAAUGGAUUCUCUUAUAUGUUUAAAUCUUCAGUAUUGCUCAAAACUGAAAAAGAUUCCAGAAUUUUCAGGGCAAAUGGAAAAUUUGUCAUAUCUUCUUUUAGAAGGGACGUCCAUUGAGAAAUUACCUUCAUCAAUUGGACGUCUUGUGGGCCUUACUUAUCUGAAUGUAAGUAAUUGUGAAAAUCUCUUGGGUCUUCCGAGCGAAAUUUGUAAUUUGAAGUCUCUUGAAUUUCUCUCUGCAAGUGGAAACUCAUUUAGUGACAAAUCAAGGUUUUGGCGAGGCCUCCAAAGAAAGGCUUUUGUGUUGGGUUCGGUACAUGGUUUAUGGUCUUUGAAUUAUUUGAAUAUGAGUGAUUGUGGUCUUUGUGAAGGGGAUAUUCCCGUAGACAUUGACUGCUUGUCCUCUUUACGAACUUUAUACCUUAAUGGUAACAAUUUUCUUAGUCUUCCUGCAAGCAUUGGAUGUCUUCCUAAGCUUGAGUCAUUUUCGGUGAGUGGGUGCCAAAGGCUUCAACAAUUGCCCCAUUUCCGCUUUGGAUUGGUUGAUAACGAAGGCUUCAGCGAUAUAUACAUGUACACAAACGAUUGCACUUCCUUAAAAACGUUGCCAAAGUUGAGAAUAAAAAAAGGAAGAAGUCGUGUUUUGUUCAGUUGUUUGAAUUGCUCUGGAUUGGUUGAGAAUGAUGGCUGCGAUGAUAGUAUAAUACUUGGAAUGCUCUGGACUGCUCUGGAUUGGGGAUUCCUUCAGGUACCAUUACUCACUCCGCCUAUUUCAGAUCAACCCGAUUUCGAAAUUGUAACACCUGGAAGUAGAAUUCCAGAGUGGUUCAAUAAUCAAAGUGUAGGAGAUUCCUUAAUUGUGGAGCUACCUCCAUGUACCACGUCGAUUUCGAUUGUUUUUUGUGCUGUCUUUGAAGAACACCCAAAUCCACCUAAUGACCUUUGUACCCAAUUUAAUAUUGACUGUCGCCCAGGAGAAGGUGCGCUCGUGCGUAGUAAUGCCAUUACAAGCCAUCUUGUGUCACCUCACCUUUGGGUAUCUUGUGUAUAUCAUUAUGUAGUCGACAAAGAAUGCAGUCAGAUGAAGAUUUCAUUCCAUACUUCUUAUGCCGUUUACCCAGACAGAAUAUAUUGGUCGGGUAUAAAGAAGUGUGGGUUCCGUUUGGUGCACAAACAAGACGUGGAAGAACUCAACCAAAUCAUGAUGAUGAACCACUCCAUCAACAUCAGCACAAAAGCUACUUCUCCUCACAAUUCAGCUGACGCAAGUGGAAGCUCUCACCAAAAAUCUCUCUGCCGCAAAAGCUAUGCUCUUUCCAAAUGGUUUUUAACAAAACUUGUAAAGAUUUUCUCCCUCUUUUUAACAACUGCAGUUUUUAUCAAAUCUUUCAACAAUAGUGAACAAUGGGGAUGCAUAGGACUUUUAAUUUGGAGGGUAAACACUUUGAUUUCCUACUUAGGCCUUGCACCCUCUUAUUUUUCGCUAUUGUUGAAAAGUUUAAUAAAAACUGUUAUUCUUAAAAGAGCAACUAAAUUUUUGCGACCUUUGUUAAAAACGCCACCUCCUCAAAUGUCUGCACAUAAAUACUUGCAAGGCUAAUGACAUCUUCAAACAAUUGAUAUUAGUAAGUUCCCAUCACUAUCUUUUCUAGCCAUAUAUUUACCAUUCAUCACCUAUUGUUUCGUGGAUGACAAUUCCUCUCUCUCUCUCUCUCUCUCUCUCUCAUCACGUGCUUUUGUCAUGAAUACAUUUCUGCUUAAACUACUGCAGAGCAUUAAUCAACUCAUGUAGUAUAUACAUGAAUAUAUGUAUGCAAGAGCUCCAUAUUUUAUGCAUUUGAAGAAAGUAUUUGUUAACGUACUACAAAUCAAUAAAUAUGUUCAGAUAGACUGAAUUGUUUUUUUUAUUAGGCCUAGCUGAUCAAAAGUAGUCAACUCAAAUUUGGGGUCUUGAUAUAGGAUUUGGAGCUAAUCAAACGUAGUUGCUUGCUUAUUGGCCAGGUUCGGAUGAAAUUUCCACCUUGACACAACUUACGUGACUAUAGCAAUUGCUCUAUUCUAUUGUGUGCAGGAUGGAAUAAGCCAACAAGAAUUUUCAAUCAUAAGCUUAGCAUUGAGAAUUGAUCGUAUCUGCAACCAAUCAAUUGCUUUGUCGGGAUUCCUACUUUGUCUGCUUCACUUCAUCUCCUUGAUAGUUUGUGCAAUCUCCUUCAAUUAUGCAGUCUUCUCUUACAUUAGCAUAUCUGAGUUUUAAAUUACCUUAUGUACCAUAAUGGAAUUCUAAGAGGUUCAUUAAACUGUCGUAUUAGUGAGCGUCAUCUCAGAUGACAAUUUUUCACCGUGGUCAAUAUGUUGAGUAGAAUUGGGCAAUGCUAGUUGUAUCUUGAAAUAAACAAACUAUAAUA